Malurus melanocephalus (red-backed fairy wren) is the source of this 2282-nucleotide messenger RNA. RefSeq names its product RAB9A, member RAS oncogene family (gene RAB9A). Gene Ontology annotation, molecular function: GTP binding; GTPase activity. Gene Ontology annotation, cellular component: phagocytic vesicle; lysosome; late endosome. The record is from RefSeq and is a predicted model, not a curated record. NCBI's taxonomy places the organism in Eukaryota, Metazoa, Chordata, Aves, Passeriformes, Maluridae. Gene Ontology annotation, biological process: retrograde transport, endosome to Golgi; Rab protein signal transduction. The transcript has 3 exons. Bases 189 to 794 code for a protein of 201 amino acids.
GAUCGGCCUCCCCAGCGCGCCCGGGAGCGGCGGCAGUCCCCUUCCCGCGGUCUGGAGCCGAGUCAGAUUUUUGGAAACUUGCAGAUCUACURUAGGCAACAAGCUUAACCACUGUAGUGAUUGAGGGCUGAGAAAUGUAAAAACUCCACAAACAGUCUAGGAAACCAGGAGGAUCUUUUCCUGUAACAAUGGCAGCAAAAUCAUCACUCCUUAAAGUAAUACUGCUAGGAGAUGGUGGAGUUGGGAAGAGUUCCCUUAUGAACAGAUACGUCACCAACAAGUUUGAUGCACAGCUGUUUCAUACAAUAGGUGUGGAAUUCUUAAAUAAAGAGUUGGAAGUCGAUGGACAUUUUGUUACAAUGCAGAUAUGGGACACWGCAGGUCAGGAACGGUUUAGGAGCUUGCGGACUCCUUUCUAYAGAGGUUCUGACUGUUGCCUGCUAACCUUCAGCGUGGAUGACUCGCAAAGCUUCCAAAACUUAAGCAACUGGAAGAAAGAAUUCAUUUAUUAUGCAGAUGUCAAGGAGCCUGAAAGUUUUCCAUUUGUGAUACUGGGUAACAAAGUUGAUAUUGAUGAAAGGCAAGUGUCUACMGAAGAAGCCCAAGACUGGUGCAGGAAUAAUGGCAACCAUCCAUAUUUUGAAACMAGUGCAAAAGAUGCCACUAAUGUUGCAGCAGCCUUUGAAGAAGCUGUUAGAAGAGUUCUAGCCUCUGAAGAUAGAUCAGAUCACUUUAUUCAAACAGAUACAGUAAACCUUCAUCGGAAACCAAAACCCAGCUCAUCCUGUUGUUGACUUAAAUUUUUUUGCCAAAUUACUGUUGACUAGCUUGCUCUAUAAAAAAAYGGGGAAGGUGUAGUAGAUAAAAUAACAAAUGGGUUUCACUCUAAUAUUAAAAUCAUAAUAUUCUGCUGCUUUCAUGGGGGAGAAAAAGAAAAAUCUCCAUUCAUGAGUGACCUGUUACUGAAUUAGUGAUGCUUUCUGUUUAGGAAGAUGUCAAGUAAAAAAAUAAUAUAAGAAUGUAAUUUGCCAACUUYAUUCAAAUGAUAAAUACUUUGAAUAUAAUUAAAACUUGAAAGUUCUAGAAGCACUACUUUUGAGAAGCUGUUCUGGAAUUCAGGCACAAAGAUACUUUUAUAUGUCUAUAUUUUUAUGAAAUCGGCAUUCCACUUUUGUYUUGUUAGAUGUCAGUUUCCUAACAAUGCUAGAUAUUAAACUUCAGUCUCACUACAUUCCUUUUGCUGUGAGUGGUACUUCAUCUCUAAUGUGGUUAUUGUAAGUUAAUAUAAAUUACCUCCAGAACUUCUAAUUGCCUAAUGUUGCUGUAAUUUUUGUAGGUUUUUAAGUAGGAAAUAAAUUUCCUACUCAUGUCAUGUCCUUUUUCAUCUACUACUCUAAUGCUGCACUAAUUUUUCCAGUGGUUUAAUGCAAAAUACCAAUCAUUUUUAAAGUUAAUGUGUGUCUUUGCCUUAAGUCCAUUCUAGCAUGUUUCUGAUCAAUAAGGUAAAAAAAAUCUGAAUAACUGAAGUAUAACAAUUUUUUUAAAAAAUGGUUUAUUCAGUCAGCUUUAAUAGCACUUAAAAGGAUUCACAUUAUGACAGUUUUUUAGGAAAACUUUUAGUGUACAGCCUUAAGUUUCAAAUGUCUUGUUCCUGUUAACCUGAGCUAUGAAUGUGUUUACCAGUAAUAUCUGCACUGUGAUAUUAAGGAUUGGCAAUACGUAGAGAACUCAGGAAGCUCUUGACUUACAGUAGAUUUUUGACAGCUUUCAGCCCUAAUACAGAUAUAUAACUAUAGACAGUGUUUCAGAUGAAUUUGAUCCUUAUUUAAAUUGCUAUUUUAGGAUAUGGACUUGUACAUUUAAGAUAAUGUCUUUUGUAUCACUGAAUUCAUUUCAUAAUGAUGAACAGAAGGAAACUGUUUAAUGGACUGUCUUUUUUGCAGUCAUGCAGACAAAACCACAGGUGUAUCUGAGGCUUUCAGGUGCAGUUUGAGUGGUAAAAUACUUGUAUGAGAAAUUGUUCAAUAUUGGCUCUCAGAGUAACCACUCUUCUUGCAAUAGCAAAAUUGUAAUCUGACUGCUAACAGGCACACAUGUGAGAAAGGAAGUCUGAGGCUGCAGGACAGGUCAUGUAAUUAAUUAAACAACUGCUUUCUGUACAGCAACCUUUUUGUUCCAAUAGAAGUCUGUCUUGAGAGUACAUUGCCAGCAAGCAUUUUAUCUUAAAAAUAUCUGAUCAAUCAGUACCAGGUGUAAUUAAUUUGGAAGUAAAGCUUGAAAAA